Molecule: messenger RNA, 1053 nt
Organism: Effrenium voratum
Lineage: Eukaryota; Dinophyceae; Suessiales; Symbiodiniaceae
Source: the annotation of a GenBank genome assembly
AUGCUCGUGCCCCAACCAGGCACGGAAGGCGCGGUGGCCUGGAGCUGCGACCGCUUCGGGGGCCCAGGGCCCACGGCUCUGCUGAUGAAGGGCCUGGUGCCCGAGGAGCUGCCCAAGCGCCUGCAUAGCUGCAGCGAGGUGGUUCUGGUGGCGCUGUCAGGAGAGACCUGGGCCCUACCGGAGGCGCCGUUGCCGUUUUCGCCGGCCUUGGGCGAGGGGCGCAUGGAGCUGUCUGCGGCAGCGGCUGCAGCAGCGAUGAGGGGCAGCGUCCGCGUGAUGUGCGAAGCACUGUCGCACAUUGAAGCAGCCAUCCGGGCGCAGGAUGGGGCUGGGCGCGAGGCAGUUGCCGUGCUCGUAGGGACACGUAUCGAAGGCGCGCGGAUCCAGCGAGACGAUUGCACGGGGAUCUGCGGGAUCCUUGGGGUCCAACGCAUCGGCCUGAAGGCCGGGGAGAGCAUGGCGCUGGUCAACGUGCUGGAACAGGAGCAUCUGAUGGAGACAAGUCAGGCGCUGCGUCUGCGGAUCAAGCGCUUGGAGAAAGAAAAGGAGGACCGGGCCGAGGCCCCAGAGUUCCGGAAUGCCCAGGUUCCGAGGUUGCGAGGCGAGGCAGCUGCUGUGCAAGCUGGGCCCAAAGACGGCCUGCUGGACACCCGGCUCUUGGGCGAUGCUGGCGAGGCAAUGGAGCAGGCGGCCACUGUGCUCCGAGAGGUCAACGCCAAGGUGGGCGACAUGCUCCAAGCGAAGGAGAAAGCGGCGCCGCGGCCGCAGAAAAAUGCCCUGUGCUCUUUCUACAAGCCCCUGAAGCGCGAUGCGGUGGAUUGCCUGGUGGCGGCGGAGCUUCUGAGGUCUGGCUUUGAAGAUGCAGCAGAGUUCAGCCGGGUGGGUUCCGGCCAGUACCAGCUUGGCGAGACGGGCCUCAGGCUUUGGUGCUACCUGGAAGCCGGCCAGUUGAUGGCAAGACCAGUCAGUGAGGCUGAAGAUCAGCCCCCCAUCGAGUUUGCAAAGUUCAUCUCCAACCUCGCAGGAUCUCGACACGCAGAUCCGGCGAAGUGA